Molecule: messenger RNA, 2316 nt
Organism: Cavenderia fasciculata
Lineage: Eukaryota; Evosea; Eumycetozoa; Acytosteliales; Cavenderiaceae
Gene: bzpD
Product: putative basic-leucine zipper transcription factor
Exons: 4
Coding region: 1-2316 (771 amino acids)
Biological process (GO): endoplasmic reticulum unfolded protein response; regulation of transcription by RNA polymerase II
Cellular component (GO): nucleus
Molecular function (GO): DNA-binding transcription factor activity, RNA polymerase II-specific; RNA polymerase II cis-regulatory region sequence-specific DNA binding
Source: RefSeq, a predicted model, not a curated record
AUGAGAGACGAAUCUGGCAUGGCAUCAGGCUACAACCAACAACCAACAACAUCCAUCUUCACUUUUGGUUUUAUAUUUUAUCCAAGACGCGAAGAAUCAAAACAAAAACAAAAAGUCUCUCUUUUUCAAUACAAUACAAUAACAACAACAACAAUGGAGGAGUUACCUAUAGAGAUAAACAUGGAGGCAAUGACAUCUAACAGCUUGUUUGAUGUCAACUACUUUCUCGCUGAUAUUGGAGGUCUCCAACAACAACAACAACAACAACUAGACAACACUAGUACAUUUAUGGUCGACCACCACAAUGGAUGUGGUAUUGCACAAGUUGAUUCACAGCUCCAAUUGGAACAAUUCUACCUUCAACAACAGAUGAUGGAUAUGACCAACAACAACAACAAUAACAAUGCUAUUGGAUGCAUUGCUACAUCGGCUACUCCACUUUCAUCACAUUCAUCACCUAUUGACUAUGCUUCUGCAUCUAGUCCUACCAUUUCAUAUCCAAGUUCACCAUCGAUGGUUGUGCCAAAUGGUCAUUCUAGCCCAUACGACUCUUCAAUGAGUUCUUCACCUGAACAUCAUGGUACAAAUAAUAAUAACAAUAAUAUUGACGUAAAUAUGAUGAUGAAUGGAUUCAUCUCAACUAACACCGAUAAUAAUAAUAAUAACAAUACAAUUGUAAUGGAUGAUAAUACAGCAGCAGCUAUACAACUCUUACAACAACAAGAGCAAGAACAACAACAACAACAUACAUCCAUUUCAUUUGCAAUGAAUAAUGAUGGUCUCAAUAAUAAUAAUAAUAAUAAUAAUGUACCAAUCUAUGAAGAAUCAUCAAUUGAUGAUAAAUUAAAGAGUAUCUUUGAUAGAAAGGGGUCUGUUGCUCCAUCCCUCUCCACCACCACCCCAACCACCAACACCAUCACCUCUAUCCCAGCACCAAUCUAUUACCAAGCCUAUGACGACGAUAGUUCAUCGGGAUCUGAAGGAGAUGGUAGAAAAAAGAAUAAUAAGCGUCCAAAUGAUCAAACUCGUUUCCAAAAUCUUGUUCACCCAUUGACAAGAGAUGAAUUAUUCAAGAUUAGUGGAAAGGAAGCUAUUCAAAUUGAAGCACAAUCAACUUCAACACCGGAAGAAGAACGAUUGGUAAAGAAACAAAGAAGAUUGAUCAAGAAUAGAGAGAGUGCUCAAUUGUCGAGAAUGAGAAAAAAGAUUUUUAUCGAAGACUUGGAAAAGAAGAUUAGUGACUUGACAACUGAAAAUGUUAGUCUUCGUGAUGAAGUUUUGUAUCUUCAAGGUAUCAUUAAACAAUUUGCUCACGCCAGUCCAAAUCUAUUGACUGAGGUACAACAACAACAACAAGCUCAGCAACAACAACAACAACAUCAACAACAUCAAUAUCAACUUAGACACAAGAAUGUAAAGGCAGCAGGAGUUUGCCUACUUAUUAUAAUCUUUUCCAUUGGCAUUUUCCUUAAUCCACAGCCUUCGCAACCAUCAUUUUCACUCACUUCUCCAACUUCAUCUAUUCCAAGAACCACCAGAGACAUCUCUGCUUUGGAACAACCACACCUUUUAGACUCUUCUGCCACCUCUUCAUCUGCCAUUGUCCCACAAGACGACACUUCUCUGUAUAUGUUGUCUCCUGGUCCGUUCACACCUUCCUCCUCGUCAUUGCCUUCGUCUCCCCGUCAACAUCAUGCCAUCGGUGCAAAUGAUGAACUAAAGAGUCUAGUAUUGACAAAGAAACGUCCUGCUGAACACUCGUCACCAUCGUCUUCGUCGACAACAGGUGGUGUUGGUAGUGGUAGUGACACAGCAGCAUCAGUUCCACAUCACAAAAAACGUAUUAGAAUCUUGUCCAAUCAAGAUGGUGAUGAUGAUGAUCUUGUCGAAGUCGAUAAUAGUAGCCUUGUCUAUAGUCACGAUCCACUCUACAAUCAUAGAGUUGUAGCUGAAUUGGCCUCUCCAUCAUCAGUCAAUGGAUUCUUUGAGACUCCACAACAACACUCUUCGUACAUUGUUUGUAGUGAUGCUCCACGUAUCAUUUCACAAAACAUUACACAGACCACUGAAUCCAUUUUCAAUUCCAACUCUUCGUCACCAUUGAGUAUUGGAUUGUUGUUGCCAGCCGAGUCACUUGGUCUCAACGUCUCUGAUGACCGUACCAUCCUUGAAAUCAGUUGUCUCGUCUCCAACAUUCGUGUUUGGAAUCCUGCAGCUGCCACUGCCGCCGUCGUCAAUUCCAUUUCUGAACCAGAUUCUGUAGAUAUUCAUCAUCAUCAACAACCACAACAACAACUUAUUAUUCAUUCACCAUAA